Messenger RNA from Acytostelium subglobosum LB1, 399 nucleotides. RefSeq lists its product as hypothetical. The transcript has a single exon. Lineage: Eukaryota; Evosea; Eumycetozoa; Acytosteliales; Acytosteliaceae. The record is from RefSeq and is a predicted model, not a curated record. The coding region runs from base 1 to 399 and encodes 132 amino acids.
AUGAAGUCCUUCCAAAUAAUCUGCGCAUUCCUCUUUGUCACUAUCGCUUUUGCCGCCGCAACCAAGAGCGCCUACUUUGUCUUCUCCGAUAAACGCAAUGAGUUUACCAUCAAGUUGUGCGAUCCAGUGCUGAUUGCCCACGCCCGUGGUCUUGCCAACGGAACCAUCACCGACCACAAGCACAUCAUGGGAACGAUUGUCACGGAGCCCAUCUGGUACAAUCCACAGUGGAACUUCUACAUGAACCCAACCACCAUCUCCUUCUUUGACUCCGCCACCGAGGUCUGUGAUGCUUCCAUCUCCAUCACCGAGGGCCACCUUGCUGAGGUCGGUGGCUCAUUCCUCCCGGACAACGUUUGGUGCCCAUGGAAGUCAUUCAUCGUCCGUGAGAAGAUCUAA